Molecule: messenger RNA, 7382 nt
Organism: Astyanax mexicanus (Mexican tetra)
Lineage: Eukaryota; Metazoa; Chordata; Actinopteri; Characiformes; Acestrorhamphidae
Product: potassium/sodium hyperpolarization-activated cyclic nucleotide-gated channel 3
Exons: 9
Coding region: 1234-5565 (1443 amino acids)
Biological process (GO): transmembrane transport; potassium ion transport
Cellular component (GO): membrane
Molecular function (GO): voltage-gated potassium channel activity
Source: RefSeq, a predicted model, not a curated record
CUCUCUCUGACCCCUCCCUCUUUGUCCAUUCCCUGCCUCUAUUGGUGGAGACCCUCGUGUGACGUAUGCCUCAUACCUGUGCUGUGGAGCGCGCGGCCUUGGGGAGCGGUGAUGAGGAUGCUGCUACCAUGGCAACAAGACGGCGGGCUCGAGCCCGUUCGCGUGCGUGCUUAUAUAUUUAUUUAUUUAUGUACUUACUUAGCUCGGUUGUUCGCGCGCGCGCGCUGUCACUCAUGAAGCAGCGCGUCGUCGUGCUGGACGUUCAGGCGGGACCGCGUGUGUGUAUGAGUGAGUGAGUGAGUGUGUGAGUGAGUAACUGUGUGUGAUUGAUCGUUCAUGUAAGUGCGCGCGCGCGCGUCUGUGUGUGAUUGUAUCCGCGUGGCGGUCCGGGAACGAACCGGUUUAAGCGCGUGACGUGCGGGCCGUGACGGCGCGCGGGGCUCUCCGCUCGGUCUCGCGCUCCGUUUCACCUUCAGCGCGCGAGGGUGACGUUUCUCUUAUUAAUGGCGCGCGCUUCCGCUCAGCGAAGCCCUGUUGCGCGCUGAGAGGCGAGCUUCGCUUCUUUACCAACAUCACCAUCAUCAUCACCAGUAUCACCAGUAAUACCAGCAUAUCACCAGCUUCAUCAACAGGAUCAUCAGCAUCCUCAGCAUCACCAUCGUUAUCAACAUGUUGUGAUGCCGGUGCGUGCAAAUGCGAGAGCGUGUCAGAAUGAAUCAGCGCGCGCGUGAGUCAGCGCGCGCGUGUGGGAGCUCCAGACGGACCGCGCGCGCCGGACACUGACGGCGUGGCAGCGGCAAGAUCAAACAGCACGGCAAGAAGGAAGGAGCGCGCGCGGUACGCGGAGAUGGCGCCGGCGGGGCGGCAGCACUGACGGACGGACGCGCUGAAGGACACACGGCCCUGCGCGCGCAGCCAAGGGCAUUGAGGGCAGAGACAUGUGAAUGAGAGACAGGCAGGAGGCACGAGCGCUGCGGGAGCGCGCCUUACACUGCCGCGACGCGUCACACACAGAGAAGUGUAACAGGUCAGAGUACACACCGAGAGUGUGUGAGUAUGAGUGUGAGUGUGUGUAUGAGUGUGGUGCUGUAUGUGAGCAUGUGUGUAUGAGAGGGUUUUGUAAGAGUGUGUUAGUGAGAGAGAGAGAGUGCGUGUGUGAAUGGGAGUAAGAGUGUAUAAGUUUAUGUGUGUGUGAGUACAUGUGUCUGUGUGUGUGAGUGAGUGUGUGUUGUCAUGGAUGGUGCGGUUGGCACCGCUGCCCGUAACGGUGAGCCGAAGCGGCGCAGUAAGGGCAGUCUGCCAUCACCUGGCUGCCGCCUGUCCCAGGCCUCUCUAGAGGGUGAGCGUGGGGACCCGCCUGCCCGUCGCCGCCCAUCCGUUAUGAGCUCCUCUCGAGAUGGUGGCCCCUUCCGCUCAGGCACCGCAGCCGGCACUGCUGCGGGGACCCCCACCACACCAGUCCCGUUGCCCCCACGCUCUGUGGGCUUUACAGCAUCCCGGGCAGCCCUGGCCUCCACCUCCUCCUCUGGGACGGGUGUGGUGGUGGUGGCAGCAGCACCCGAGACGAGUGUGAGCACUGCUGCCGGAACACCUGAGGCCCUGCCGGGUCUGGAUGGAGAAGACUACAGCUACUCCAACCAGUCCACCUUCAUCCAGAGACAGUUCGGUGCCAUGCUGCAGCCCGGAGUCAACAAGUUCUCCCUGCGUAUGUUCGGCAGCCACAAGGCCGUCGCUCUGGAGCAGGAGAGGCUGAAGAGUGCGGGAGUGUGGAUCAUCCAUCCGUACAGCGACUUCAGGUUUUAUUGGGAUCUCCUCAUGUUGUUACUGAUGAUGGGAAAUUUGAUCAUCCUGCCAGUGGGAAUCACUUUCUUUAAGGAUGAAAACACUCCUCCGUGGAUCAUCUUCAAUGUGGUGUCAGACACACUCUUCUUGGUGGAUCUGGUGCUGAAUUUCCGCACAGGCAUUGUGAAGGAGGACAGCACGGAGAUCCUGCUGGACCCCAAGGCCAUUCGGCAGCGCUACCUAAAGAGCUGGUUUCUGGUGGACUUUGUCUCAUCUAUACCCGUGGACUACAUCUUCCUCAUGGUGGAUCUGGAGGCUCGGCUGGACUCAGAGGUGUACCGCACAGCUCGAGCGCUCCGCAUCGUCCGCUUCACCAAAAUCCUUAGCCUGCUGCGUCUGCUCCGUCUCUCCAGACUCAUCAGAUACAUUCACCAGUGGGAGGAGAUCUUCCACAUGACCUAUGAUCUGGCCAGCGCCAUGGUGCGCAUCGUCAACCUGAUCGGUAUGAUGCUCCUGCUGUGUCACUGGGAUGGCUGCCUGCAGUUCCUCGUACCCAUGCUCCAGGACUUCCCCAUUGACUGCUGGGUCUAUAAAAACAACAUGGUGAAUGACUCGUGGGGUGUGCAGUACUCCUACGCUCUCUUCAAGGCCAUGAGCCACAUGCUGUGUAUCGGCUACGGCGCCCAGGCCCCCGAGGGCAUGACUGACGUCUGGCUCACCAUGCUCAGCAUGAUCGUAGGGGCCACCUGUUAUGCCAUGUUUAUCGGCCAUGCAACCGCGCUCAUCCAAUCCCUCGACUCCUCGCGCCGCCAGUACCAGGAGAAGUAUAAGCAAGUGGAGCAGUAUAUGUCGUUCCAUAAACUUCCAGCUGAUGUCAGACAGAAGAUCCAUGAGUAUUAUGAGCAUCGCUACCAAGGCAAAAUGUUUGAUGAGGAGAAUAUUCUGGGGGAGCUGAGUGAACCAUUGAAGGAGGAGAUUGUGAGCUUUAACUGCCGCAGCCUGGUGGCCAACAUGCCAUUGUUCGCUAAUGCCGACCCCAACUUUGUGACGGCUGUCCUGACCAAGCUUCGCUUUGAGGUGUUCCAGCCCAAUGACUUCAUCAUAAGAGAGGGAACAGUGGGUCGCAAAAUGUACUUCAUUCAGCAUGGCCGAGUUAGUGUACUCACUCGCGGAAACAAGGAGACCAAACUCAGUGAUGGGUCAUAUUUUGGAGAGAUCUGUCUGCUGACCCGAGGCAGGAGGACAGCAAGUGUCAGAGCUGAUACGUACUGCCGCCUGUACUCUCUUAGUGUUGACAGCUUCAAUGAAGUGCUGGAGGAACACCCAAUGAUGAGGCGUGCCUUUGAGACCGUAGCAGCCGACCGACUGAACCGCAUUGGUAAAAAGAACUCUAUCUUGCUCCGAAAGACAUCUCAGGGAGGGUCCGUGGCAGGCAGCAGUCUAGGCCGUGGGCCUGGCGGAGGUGGACGAGGUGGAGGCUCGGGUGCAGCUGGCUCCUGUGACAGCAUUCUGGUGCAGCAGAUUGUCAAACACGACAGCAUGCCCACCAUGCAGGACAUCGCAGCUGGCAAUCGUGGCAGUACAGGUGGCACUGUUUCCCCCCACCCUCGGCCAGUUAUCUGGGCUCCUCUGGUCCAUGCCCCUCUGCAAACAGCAGCAGCAACCACCAACGUGGCCAUCACCCUCUUGCAACAGCAGCAGCAGCAGUUUCAGCAGGCGCAGCAGCACGGGAUGCCAGCUGGCGUGUUUCUACCUUCUCCACUCCCAAUUUCACCCUCGCCCUCUUCCUGCCCUCUCUCACCCCCACGUCCUCCUAUCCUGCACCCUCGGCAGUCUCUCAGCUCUCUUAUCGGAGUAAUGGGUGGCCUGCCCCCUCGUGGUAUCCCUUCCUCUAUGACCCCUACUCCCUCCCCCUCGACAGCUGGCCCAGCCCCUGUGGGAGGAGCCCCACUGGCUGGUGGAGCUGGAAUUGCAAAGACUCCAUCAACUCCCAUGUCAUCAGUCCCUGCUCCCUUGCAGGCUGGGAGAACUCUACACUACAGUCUCCGUCUCCACACAGAACCCACGGCAGCAAGCAAUACAGCAGGGGUAGGGUCUAACACAUCCCCUCUCCGCAAAGCAACACCCCCUUCUUCUGCAGCCCUAGCAAAUCUGUCCUCUGAGAGUCGGCUCAGCCAGCAGGGUGCAAAAGAGGCUCUGAUGCGUCACGUAGGAGGCGGCAGCACACAGGGACUGCCGGCACUUGGACGCUUGACUCAGGAGGCCCGGUUACUCUCAGCUUCUCAGCCCACACUGCCUCACCGUGGCUGGCCAGGUAUCCAGCCUCACCCGCCACUGCAUAGGAAGGCUUCUGGAGGCAGUCUGCUGCCAGCACCCUUCCUGGUGUCACAAGGACAGCUUGCUCGAGGAGUAAGUGCAGGAGUGUUAAGCUCAAAUACUCCCCAGGUCCAGAAACAACCUGCACACCCACCUCAGCCCCUACCCUCUCCACUUACACACACACACCAAACAGCACCUGCCAUAGGGUCAGCCCCUGCACCUGCACCUCUUGUCUCCUCCUCACCUAAACAGACUCCUCUCUCCUCCACUAAUGCUUCUACUGCCCUCACCCCGGCCUCUUCUACCCCAGGAGUUCCACAAUCCCAGCGGCCAAAGGUUUCUUCCUCCCCUCCACAGGCUCCCUCCUCUUCAGAAAUGAUCCUCACCUCGGGUCCCGCACCGCUGGCCCCUCCGCAAGCCCCCCAAAGCAGCAAACCUUCACCCACUUCCCCUUCACACCCUGCAUCCUUCUCCUCCUCUUUCUGUGCCCAGCAUAUUGCCUCUUCUUUGAGCUCCUCUGGGCCUCAGAGCCCUCGCUCCAAGUUCUCCCAGACAUCUCCUUCGCCAUCUGCUUUAUCCUGCAACACCAGUCCAACUCCCACUGCCUCUGCAACUCCAUCUCACACGCGGACUCCGACCCCCAUUCAGACCCCUAUUCCAACACCUACUCACACACAAGCACCAACACCUAUACCAACUCCAACCCAAACCAGAACUCCCACUCCAACAAACUCAGCUGUCCAGACUCCUCGAAGCCCGACUCCUGUUCAAACCCCUGUUCCAAGUCUUACACAAACUCAAGCUUCUGCACUUACUCAGCCCUGGACCUUGGCCCCCGUCCAAAUACCAGGAGCAGUGAAAAGUCCAACUCAAUCUCAAACUUCGGUGACAAUCCAAGCUCCGAUUCAAGACACUGUUCAUGUUUCUAUCUUGUCUCAAGCCAGAUCUCCACCCAGCCAAAGCCCCACUCAAACACCAACUCAAACCCGAAACACAACUCCAACAAUGUCACAAACCAGCUCUCCUCUUCAGACCCCAGUCCCUAUCCAAACUCAGACACCCACUCAAGUCCCAAUUCCAGCCCAGACUCAGACACCCACCUCCAGCCAAACCCGAAACACAAACCCAGUCCUGACCCAAACUCCAGUGUCUUCAUCCAUCCAAACUCAAACACAAAAGCCAACAUCUUCCCCUCUUCAAAUUUCUAAACUCUCUCAAAUUCCAGCACCAGCCAUAUCUUCACCUACACAUUCACCAAACUCUUCCUGUACCUUUAGUCCAACUUCAUUAGCACCUUCCUCAAUAUCUCCCUCAAAGUCAACCUCUGUCUCAUCUACAGUUUCUAAACCCACUCCAGGUGCCCAGGCCUCCCCAGCCAUUUCCUCCUCUACUUUGUCCAAGGGGGAGAAACAAGACCGGAAGGAAUCAGAUUCACUGAGACACAAACUUCCAGCUAAUAUGUAAGGAGGCUUGGACAAUUGCUUUCCAUCUGGACACUGGAGGAGGGACAGAGUUCACAUGCCAUGUUAGUGAUUGUAGGGAUAGGUAAGGGAGGAGAACUGGAAAGAGACAAAAGCACAUGGCAGCUCUACAAGUCUGAACCUCUGGCUACCAAGGAUGUGCCGUUCCUCAUCACGGUUCCCAGCCUUCAUCUAAAGGCUGAAUUAUACUUUUACAUUUAUGGAUAUGUGAACAUGUGUGAUCAUCAUGCAAAUGCAUUUAUAUAGGUUACUGCCAAUAUAUUUUCCUAUAAAAUUAAUAUGUGGAUUAGAGGGCAGUGUUUACCAAAUUUACAAAAAAAAAUAUGUACAGCAAAUGAAAGCAGCAAGAAUCAACAGCCAAAUGGUAACACACUGGAUGCUACAUAGAAGAUACUUAUAUGCCAAAAUAUUUAUAUAGUUCUAUUUAAUGUCUCAGCCUUAUUCUAGCAAUACUACAUUGAUUUCCCUGGUCAACAGAUCAGCACACAAGUAGUUCUGUUUUACAUGUUGUGCAUCCAUCUUCACGGAAGUAUAAAUCAGCCUUAAGAUGAGGGAUGCGACGAGUGAUGAUUGUCAGUGAUGAGAUUGUGAGUGAUGUUUAGGAAAAACGUGAACUGUGAAGUGAGGGUUAAGUGCAGUGAAAAUAUGCACAGUCCUCACUAACCUCUACCUGUUCUCUCCUCUUUAUCAGCAACGAAUGUGAACUUUCUUUGUCUCGUCAAACGGACAGCAGUCAAACUGGGGGAAUGUGGUUCAUCAAGCACAGGUACCUGCUUAUGCCUCCCUCAAGCUCUCUUAGACAGCAUCACAUCAGGUAGAAUCAAAAUGACAUUAAACGCUGAACAUAUUGACCUGGAACAGCGACUCACACAGCCUGCCACUGCCAGUACGAAAAUGGGACUGUAGAAAAGAAUGGUGAUGAAGGCCAUCUGCAGAAAACUUUGUCUUUGUUUUCCAGGUCCACCCCCUUCUUGUCACCUUUUCUUCACCAAAGUGUAAACUUUUGUCAUGUUAUAAAUAAUAACUAUUAUAAAUAUAUUAUAAAUAGGCACAAUAAUAUUUCUGAAAGAACGGUACUGAAACAAUGACAAUAAUCGAAGUAAUUAGGAGCGAUCCACUAGUAGUUUCUUGUUUCAGGUGUUUGGUGUUAGUUUUGGACAGUGCAGCUCUAGAGUCCUCAUUCAUGAUGACUGGUGUGUUUAAACUGUGUUUUUCGUGUUGCACCUAAAUUGCUCCGUUUUCCACAGUGACAACAGUGCUAUAGAUUCACCUAGUUCUCUGUAAAUACAGGCUUCUCUCUCCGUCUCUCUGUUCGUAAAACACACAUGCUUAAUGUUUCUGUGGUCUUUCAUCUCCCUCUGUGUGAUCAGCUUUCAUCUGUCAAACUGCCUUUAUAGCUGCUACCAUCACCCCGAAGCACACACGCAGUACACACAGACACACAAAAAUAUACACACACAUUCAUACACACACACACCUGCUCCCUUCUCUCUUAUUCUCUAUCUGUCAUUCCUUGCCUCUUGAGAUAUGUUGUGUGCUGUCCUUUGCUGUCUCGUACAGGUAACGUCCCUUUUCUACCCCGGAAACCAGGAUGCCUAGACUGUACAUUAAGGACCAAAUGGUUUUAUUUUUAUUUGUUAUCACAGCUUUAGCUUUUGAGCAAAAACAAUAGUGUGUGGUUCUAAUAAUAGCAAAGGAAGAAAUUAUGAUGAUGAUGAUGAUGACAUGGGUAUGAGUAUGGUAUGUAAAGUGAAUAAUGAAUGGGUGAUUUUAAACAGAAUAAAGAAAAUUUAGAAUCAG